This is a messenger RNA of Phodopus roborovskii (desert hamster), 1520 nucleotides long. RefSeq names its product NADH:ubiquinone oxidoreductase subunit V3 (gene Ndufv3). The coding region runs from base 38 to 1459 and encodes 473 amino acids. NCBI's taxonomy places the organism in Eukaryota, Metazoa, Chordata, Mammalia, Rodentia, Cricetidae. Gene Ontology annotation, cellular component: mitochondrion. The transcript has 4 exons. The record is from RefSeq and is a predicted model, not a curated record. Gene Ontology annotation, biological process: mitochondrial ATP synthesis coupled electron transport.
GCACCUAGGCGCGACCUCGGCGAGUGGCGUCUGUACCAUGGCGGUCCCUUUCCUGCUUCGGGGAGGACGAAUCCGGGAGCUGAAGGCUGUGUUCUUGGAGGCAAGGGUGUUCCGAGAACUGUCUUCUUCCGUGCUCCUCUCUACAGAGUCAGGGAAGAGUGAAAAGGGAAUACAGCCAAAUCCCAAGAAGCAAAGUGAGCCAAAAGAUGUGGUGGGAGCAGAGAGGGGCAAGCUCCUAACCACCCACACAGCAGCGGCACUGUCCAAAAGCACAUCUCCACGCAGUUCUUACCCAUCAGUGGAGAACACGGGUGGGGCUGUAGCCGGCCCACACCCUGGUGGCAGCCUGCCGCUCACAGAUGAAGGGCUUCAGAAGCGUUUGUCAAGAAAGACUUUGGUAGAGUUUCCUCAGAAAGUUCCAUCUCCACCCCAAGUACAGGGUUAUGUAUCAAAGGCUCAGCAGCAUUCGCAGAAGGUGACAGAUGGUUCAUCCUCAUCUUCCUCUUCCGGAUCCUCAGAUUCAGACUCUGAAGGGGAGGGACAUGACUCAAACAUUGAUCCCCAAGUGUCGAGCAAAGGCAAGGCAGGGUUUUACAAACCAGAGGCCUCCAGUCCCAGAGUCCCUAAAAUCACAGUACCUGCAAAAGAGAAAGCCAAGGCACAAAAGCCGCUCACAGAUGUCACCUACCCAGAGCAGUCCCAGCAGCCAAAGAAGAAAGGGACUGUCACCAAGCCUGUAGAGGAGAGCAAAGAAACCAGAUCCAAGCCCAUGACAUCCAGAUCACAGUCCAGUGAGAUUUUGGAGACAAACUCAAAGGAAGAGCACCCACAGAGGAAACCAAGGCUGAGUAAGACAAGAAAGGAAAGCCCAAAGCCGUUUGAAGCUGAAGGAGUCUUACCUGUAGACACAAAGGCCAGGUCAUCUGCACGGCUUGCUGGUAACUCAGCACCCACAAUGAAAACACAGAAGACCUGUUCAGGAGAACAGCUGCCAGCCGCCACACCCCAGGCCCAAGCCAGACAAUUGGGACCAAAAGAGCCAGAGCCCGAAUGGAAAGCAACUUCUCCCCAGGUCCUGAUUGGAAAAGAAAGCCUAGAGAAGCAGGUGCCAGAAGGAUGCUCAGAGGCCAAGGAGGAGACCUCGGAAGAUCAGAAACUAGUGAGAUAUUCGAAGACAGUUCCUGUUGAGAAGAAAGAUACCCUUGAAGAGGGAGCACAGCCGGAGGGGAGGCUCCAGGCCGCAGUUGAUGAAGCCCCGCCCACUGAUGCAGGCCCACCCCAGGAAGCCCCAGAAGACACACAGGAGCACAUGCUGGCCCCAGAGCCGACGGACACCACCACCUACAAGAACCUGCAGCAUCAUGACUACAACAUAUAUACCUUCUUAGACCUGAACCUGGACCUCUCCAAGUUCAGGAUGCCGCAGCCCUCUUCAGGACGAGAGUCACCUCGGCACUGAGCUCAGCUCAUUGUGGUCCCAUGAAUUCAUUGCCCAUGAGAAUAAAGAGUUCCAAAGUGAA